Molecule: messenger RNA, 6840 nt
Organism: Megalops cyprinoides (Indo-Pacific tarpon)
Lineage: Eukaryota; Metazoa; Chordata; Actinopteri; Elopiformes; Megalopidae
Gene: rttn
Product: rotatin
Exons: 49
Coding region: 130-6816 (2228 amino acids)
Biological process (GO): centriole-centriole cohesion; ciliary basal body organization; centriole replication
Cellular component (GO): centrosome; centriole; ciliary basal body
Source: RefSeq, a predicted model, not a curated record
GCCGUUGUUGAUAUGAAAAGAGUUGGUUUCCCUUCAACCGUAGGGCAGCUUUAAGAGUGCUUGACAGUUUAAACAAAUUUCAGACUUUUGACAAUACUUCUAUGUGUUUACAGAAUUUCGGUUUUGAACAUGGAAUUAUCUGCUCUCAUAAAGAAAACAGGCCAUCAGCUGGUAGAAAUUAGAGUACGGGCACUCAAAAACAUAAAAUGCAAACUAGAUCACGGCUUAGUGUCUGUUCCUGACCUUGUACAAGAAAAAAUGCUGUUCGUGUGCCUACUUGAGUGGUUUAAUUUCCCAGAAGUGCCGAUGCAGGGAGAGGUCCUGGAACUGUUGAGCACUUUAGCAAAACACCCCACUGCUGCACAGAUGCUCAGGGAUGUGGGAGCAGUGGAAUUCCUGACCCAGCUUUCUCCAAAUGUGGAGCCACAGUUGCAAGCUGUUAUCGAUGGCAUCCUGGAUCAGCUGUUCCAGCUCCCUGAGCUGCUUCCACAGUUUCCAGCUGUCUUAUCCCAUGGACAACAGCUGGCAUCUGCUCAUAAUUCAGGUGCUUUUGUUAACCUGGAAGAGGAGUCACCAGUGAUUGGAUAUUUUCAGAAAAGUGCAUGCAAGCCUGGGCACUUAGAUAUCCCUCCACAAAGAGUAGCAGUCCAGGAUUCAGCAAGAUGCUUGAAGUUUUCUAAUUUUCCUUGGUUGGCUUUGACCACGACAGAUCUACAUAUUUUGUCAUCCAAUGAAAGCUCUCUCAGAAGUAGCAACCGCAACUUAGUUCGGACCACUUGUGAGCUCCUGCAGGAUGUCAUUAUGCAGGACUUCCCGGCAGAAAUAUUCCUUCAACGACCGAGCAUAGUCCAUAAUCUUUUCUCUCUGCUGAAGCUGGGCAGAAAUGACGCCAACCACUUGAUGCUUCAUGCGGUUGCCUGCCUGCAGCAGCUGUGUACAAAUCUUAGGAGCCGUCUUCGCUUUCACAGAGAUCCCGGCUUCUACUCAGCCAAGCAAGAUACGGUGUCGCAGAAUUCGUCAAUGUCCUACUCCCAGGACGUCCGUGGAACCCACCAGUCUCUGGUGUCCUCCGCGGACGAGUGCAGUCCCAGGCCAUCUGUGGUUGGCCGGACAGGGCAGAGAGCCCGAGGGGAUGGGCAGGAUGGAGACGCUGCCUCGUCCAGCGGCAGCAGCUCUCACAGAGGCCCUGCCUCCAGGCCACCCCCGCAGUCCCCCCUGGACACGGCCCAUCUGGAGCUUCCUGAGAUGGAGGGCGAGGACGUGCUGGAGCUGCAGCUCCAGCAGCUGAGCCUGGCUCAGUUCAGCGCGGCCGUCGUCGAGCACGCCCUGCCUCUCCUCAAGACAGAGAGAAUGAAGGUCUUCCUGAGUGUCCUGGAGCUGCUGUCAGAGUCUCUGCUGCUGCUGAGAGACAGCGUGUCUGAGCAGGUGUGGGAGGACAGCAGCCUAAUUGGACAGGAGCUGAAAGAAAAGCUACAGGGAUCCAUGGAUUCUUUAGGAGACAUUUUGUGCUAUCACAACACCCGUUCCUCUGAGCAGCCUGAGACUGCAUUGGUUUACCACAGAUUGGCAUACGUGGGUGCUGCGAUCUUCACCGUCCGUCUGCUUCAGACUCUCCUCCCUGUAGAAAAGGCAGGGGAAAAUGUUCCAGAGAACACAGGGGGGGCCCUCUUCCUCCUCUGCAUGGACUCAUCCUUCAGUGUGGGUUUCCCCAGUAUUCAUGAGUCUGCUGUGGCCUACCUGGAGCAAGUCAACCCCGACAACCACAGAGUCUACACAAGGGUGACCCAGGCAGCACAAGCAAUGGAGUCUACCUGCACCUUCCUAAAAGAAGUACACUCUGAGGGAGAAAAGAAUUGGUCAGAACUCUUGGAGCUGGCAGAUCAAGCUAUAUAUGGCCUUCCAUAUCAUCAACACCUGCCAGUUGUGAAGGAGUGCAUACAGAUUUGCUCCUACCUGUGGAAAUUUGCACAGGCCAGUCCACUGCUUCAGUCAGAAAGCCAGAAGAUGUUUCUGAAGCUUUUGUCCCACCCUCUGCAGGCUGUGAAGACUGACACUUACAUUUGCACCCUGAAUAUUGUGAAGGAUUGCUUGGGAGUUCACAAUGUCAAGCAACCAGUGUCAUCCAUCUGUAAUGGAGUGAACUUUGUCCUGCAUCCGCGUGUCCUCUAUGAAAUCUGUACAUUUGGUAUUCAGGAUCAAGCAGAGAAGGUGACUUCUGCUGCCAGGGAUAUCCUUCUCUUUCUUCUGAAAGGGCAAUUGAUGAUGACAGCUUCAGCUUGGAACAAAUUGAUUGAGGCGGUUUACCCAGUCAUCCCCAUUUUACAGAGUUAUGCAGGCACUGAAGACGCGUUAGGAAACUGUAUCCUGCUGAUAAGUGAAGCCUCAAACGAAACGAGAGAUGGAAUGUUUUCAAGCACUACCAGACUGAGGGCUGCUAUCCGACUGCUCUUCACAAAGAAGCCAGCGGUUCGGGCCACUGCAGUGCAGCAUCUUUUGCCUCACCUGACGAACAGGGAUGGGCGCAUUGCACGACCAGUUUUAGAGCAUGGUGUUGUGGCCACACUGCCAUCCUUGUACGUUGUGAAUAAGGCGAUCGACAUAAAGCUGGAUGAUUCACAUAGGUCACUGCUGAAGGUGGAGUCGGUGAACAGGCUCUACAAUAUCCUCACAUCGGAGACGGUUGACCUGGUUCUCCGGAGAUCUGCAGCAGAACAACUGGCUGUUGUUUUGCAGGAUACAGCAAUGCAUGCUGUUCUGAAGAGUCUGGGAUUGUCGGAAACUGUGACAUUUUUCAUUAAUGACUGUGUGAACAACAACAUGAAGAAUAUGGACUGCCUGUUGGAGCCCUGCUUCUCUAUACUAAGAAAGCUUGUUUGUGCUGAGUCUUCUCUGCGCCACACCCUGGCACAGAAACCUGCCUUCCUCAUCACGCUUCUGAGAGCUUCAGUGAUAGUGAAGGAAAAUAAAGGCGAUGUGUCUGAAGCUGCCGCUCUGAUGUGCUUGCUGCUGUUUGAUGAAAUUGCAAGAACUGAUGUGUGGACAGACAAUUCUGAUGCCCGUGCUGUUCCCACUCCGUUCUCAAUCCCCAUAUCUGUGACAAGGAGGUAUAACCUGCCAUUUCAAGCCAUGUCCCACCACGCGGUCAGCCCACACUGCACCGUGCUGCCGCCGUACUCAGACCUGCUCGGUCUGAAACCGGCCUGGGAGAUGCUGCAGUUUGCCUGGAGCCAAGCAUGGCAUGCUGGCAUUGAUAACCUAAUAGAGCAGCUGAAGGGCCACAGAAGUGACAUCGCAGAGUUCCUUGCUGAUUUAAACCUGCCUGCCGCCCGGGGGCCUCUGUUGAAAGUAACCCAUAUCAGCAGUGGUCUGCAGGACUGUCUAGACUCUAUUCACAACGCUGCCUCCCACAGUGCCGUCAGCUCUGCUCUCACUAGAAUGAGGUUCUACCUGCUUACCGACCGACUGGCCCUCAAACUGGGCUCCGACAGCUCCAAGGCCGUCCUGAAGACUCUCAGGUGGCAACCUGCCGUUGAGAGGUUUCUUCAAGUUCAGCCAGCUUGUACAGAAGAUGAAAGGCUUCUGGUGGACCUAGUGGCCUUUCUCAACACAUUUUUCAAACAGCAGAAGUCGGAGGCUGAUGAAACUGACCUGCGGUGGAUAUUAGAGUUACUUCUUAAGCAGGAGAGGAGCGCCCUGCUGCGCCUGCUGGUGCGGGCAGAGGCUCCGGCGCAGGGGGAGCUAGAGGAGGCCCAGGUCCUCGUCAUCCAGAGACUGCAGAAGGAGCUGACAGCACUCUUCAACACUUUGCUGCACUGCCUCACGCACACCUCUGACAGGAUGUGUUUGGCCCUGGCAGGGCCUUUCGAGACCCAGCUGGCUGCGGGUCUGCUGCAGUGCUUGAGAGUGUCUGACGCGCCUCACUUCUACGGCCUCCCCUCCCUGGAGAGGACGCUGAGGGGGAUGGUCCAUGUCACCGCCCUCCCCGGGUGGAGCUCUCACUCCCGCACUCUGGACUCGCGCUCCCUCUGCGCCAAGUACCUGAGUGGGCUCCUAGAGGUCAUAUCCUCUUUCUAUGUGGAAUGGGGAGGGAACUCGAUGUCUUUCAUGGGAAAAGGAGUCACAAAGAAUGCAGUCCUGUGUUUGCUCCAUUUGUCUCAUGAAAUGAUGUCAGAGAGCAAGGAUGCGGAUUGGAUGUCACUCUGGUCUCUGUCACAUGACCAGAGCACAGAUGAGCAGGCAGCAUCACAUCUGGGCUUGGCUUGGCUCAUUCCAUUAUGGGUGGACAGGGACCCUGAGGUGAGGUUUGCAAGCCUCGGCGUGGGCUCUGCUUUAACCUCGGUGCAGGGUGGGUGCAUCUCCCUUGCUGCCAGCUGCCAGAACAUUUCUGGAGGGUUAUGGGGGACACUUUUGAACAUCCUCAUGGACCAGCAGGAGUGCAGUAUGGUUCGCAGAGAGGCAGCCUUUAUUUUGCAAAAUCUGCUUGUGAUGCCAAUGCCUGUCAACACAGAGGAAGCCAAAGACUGCACUUGGCAGGGUCCAUGUGUGCAUGAUGAAGGCUCUGGCUUGUCUCUAGUCGGGCUGCCGGCUCUACAAGCACUUCUUUAUCAUUGUCAGUUCUUUGAACACGUCGGCCAAAUGAUCAGAUCCUGCUACCAGGGCAGGUACACGUUUGACCUGAACUUUCCCAGAGCUCCUAGUCGUCUUGGCAGCAUGACAGAAGAUUUUGAUGACUCUGUGAAGCACUGGAGAGAUCCCUCAGGGCCAUUAAACCAGGGCCAUGCGUCAGGCUCUCAGUCUACUUCCAGCACUGUGAUCCUUCCUGAAGGGUCUGCUGAAAUCCCCACACCUGCCCUCUCAGCUUCCAGGGUCCCUGUUCCACACACUCCUGCCAGCAGACUCGUGGCUCAAGGUCAGAGCGAUACAAGCGACUCUGUGAGUUCCCAGGACUCUCGAGCUGGAGAGCAGCCAUUGGACCAGUGCGCUGUUGUAACCCCUCACCUCGCCUCCUCUGUCAGCGGGCUGCUGACCAACCUGCUGGCCGUCCUGCCAGAGUUCACCCUCAAUGCCAUCCAGCACAAUCAGAUCCUGGCGGCCUUUGCCAGUCUGAUUGAUGCUGGAACAAUAGACCAAUCCCUGUGUGAGUUAAAGACACCCGCUCUGCCUCCUGGUGAUAAGGAAGACGCUAAAAACCAGGUGCUGAGCCUUAUUCAGUUCCUGGCCAGCAUUUCCAAAUUACUUCAGUCAGCUGUCAUCUUAAACCCAGAGUUGGUCUCUCAACUGGAGUUUAUCAAGCCCCUGUUGGCCAACGUGUUUCAUCUCCUUACACUCAAUAUCAAAGACAUUGAUGCCGGGACCAGAAGCUCGGUGCUUCACACCUGGGCCGAGUUGUUUAUGCUCCUGGCUACGCUGCUGAGGAUGAACAGCGCCGUGGUGUUCCCAUCUGUCGCUGGCGCUCUAGGAAAGCACUGGCAGCCAUUUUCAGGCACCGUCUCCAUCUGUGUCCAGCUCUCCGCCACAGAGCCCGCACUGUACAGCGCCGUCCUGCAGUUUCUCACUGUAGUUCUGUCUGAGGAGGCCAGGAGGCGCUCUCAGGACAUCACCCAGCCCAGUAACCCAGCACCAGCCACGGCCUUAUCUGCGCUCCUGAGCGACUCCCCGGGACGUCAUCUGUGUGAAGUCAUACUGGAGUGCUUUGAGAAGCAAACAUUUCAAGAUCCUCUGAAGAAAGUUACGGCAAGAGCUCUCAUGUCUCUGCUUGCGAGCAGUCCGAGUGCACAAAGCCAUGCCCUGAAAGUUGGCCUGAUUGACAGCUCAGUGGAGCAAAUGAAGCACAUCUAUGCACAGCUCCACAUGGAAUCCUUAAAAUCUGGAAAAGCGCCACAAAAGAAAAGGGAGGAGAGCUGCAUGAGAGAGUUAAAAAUGGUUAUGCAAAUACUCAGAAAUGCCAUUUUUAAUCACUGUGAAUGCAAAACUGCAGCGACUGACUCCCGCUUGGCGCACGCUGUGCAUGCCGUCUGGCCGUGGCUUCUGCUGGAUGACCCCGGAAUGGAGGCAGCUCUGGAGCUACUCUGUGUCUAUACAGCUCAUUGUACCACAGCUUGCAGCUCACUUUGCUGGAACACUGCAGGACAGGGCUCUUUACCACGAGGCCCAGCAAGCAACUCCUUGAUGCACAGUGUCAUGAAGUUGGCCACCCAUGUAGCCCACGAAAACGGCACCGUUCAGCAACUGGCCUUCUCUCUGCUUGCCAACCUUGCCAUAUCCCGUGACUGCAAAGGGGUCCUACAGAAGAGCAAUUUUCUCCAGUAUUUCCUGUCGCUGCCUCUUCCAAAACCAGGGUCAAAGAGCCCUAAUCUGCAAAUGAGUUUGUGGUUGAAGGUGCUGCUGAACUUGUCCUAUUGUGAAGAUGGCCAGCAGAUCAUAGUGAAGAUGAAUGGCAGUUUGGAGCUGCUGGCUGAAAUGUCACAAUACAGACGCCACAACAGCAAACCGGCUGCUCUGCUCAUUCUGCACAACAUCUGCUUCAGUUCUGCAAAUAAACCCAAAGUCCUGGCCAGCGAUAAAACAGUCGGGAUUUUGGCAUCUUGUCUGGAGAGCAAGCAGCUCGACAUUCGUGCGAUUGGAGCAGCAGCUCUGUGGGCACUCCUGCACAAUAAUCAGAAGGCAAAGGUGACUUUGAAGUGUCCCUCUGUCAGAUUUAAAGUGGAUGAGGCGUAUAGCUCAACUAAAAAAGAAGUGGAACACAGCAAAGGUGAACCCCUGAAAUUGUAUCUACUGAAGUGCCUUGAAAACCUGACUCAUCUCUUAAAUAACUGAAUAUUUCAGAAAGAUGGAGAAUUA